Molecule: messenger RNA, 219 nt
Organism: Geodia barretti
Lineage: Eukaryota; Metazoa; Porifera; Demospongiae; Tetractinellida; Geodiidae
Source: the annotation of a GenBank genome assembly
AUGGUCUUCGACUUCCGGCAGUACACCCUGAACCCCGGUGGGCUGCCCACCUACAUGUCGGCGGUGGAGGAACUGGCCCUGCCCAUACGCGAGCGGCAUGGCGUUAAGCUGGCCGGAUGGUUCUACAGCGAUCUGGGCGACCUCAACCAGGUGGUGCAUAUCUGGGCCUUCGACAAUGUGAAGCACCCUGGGGGAGGCCAAGGCAGCGGUGGCCGCUGA